This is a messenger RNA of Impatiens glandulifera, 663 nucleotides long. Its product is annotated as AT-hook motif nuclear-localized protein 10-like. The record is from RefSeq and is a predicted model, not a curated record. Lineage: Eukaryota; Viridiplantae; Streptophyta; Magnoliopsida; Ericales; Balsaminaceae. The coding region runs from base 1 to 663 and encodes 220 amino acids. Gene Ontology annotation, molecular function: minor groove of adenine-thymine-rich DNA binding. The transcript has 6 exons.
AUGGUUUGUGCUGUGUCAAAUCCUAAUGAGAAAUCUUCAAAUGCUAGGCUUUCCAUUCUGUUGUUGAACAAACAUAGCAUCUGGAAUCUGAAGAGCUCAUCAAGCAAUGGUUAUGAGUUUACUCCUCAUACGAUCAUAGUUAAUGCAGGAGAGGACGUAUCUUCAAAGAUAAUAUCGCUCGCUCAAAGUGCCUCACAAACUGUUUGUAUCGUCUCAGCAAAUGGUGAAAUAUCGAGUGUGACAAUUUCUCAAGCUCUAACAUGUGGUGGAAGUGUCACAUACGAGGGGCGGUUUCAGAUUAUCAGUCUUACUGGCUACUACACAUUCUCAAAAAGUAUUGGAAGCACCACCAGAGGUUUAAGCAUACUACUAUCAGGGUCUGAUGGUCACGUUUUGGGCGGUGGCAUAACUGGGGCUCUUAUUGCAGCAUCACCUGUAAAGCUUGUUGUUGGCAGUUUCAAUGAAGGGGAAGAAUCAUCGAAAGAUGUCAAACAAACUGAGGCUGAUCCAUCAAAGGUUUUAACAGGAACAUGGAGUGUCAAAAGCCCAUUAUCGCAUGGAACCACGAGCGAGUGCUCGGGUGGGCCUGGAAGCCCAUUUAAUCUGAGUAAUGGUGUAUGCAACAAUAGCAUGCAACAAGAUAUGGGUACCAUUUCUUUUUAG